Molecule: messenger RNA, 6987 nt
Organism: Labrus bergylta (ballan wrasse)
Lineage: Eukaryota; Metazoa; Chordata; Actinopteri; Labriformes; Labridae
Gene: srgap1a
Product: SLIT-ROBO Rho GTPase activating protein 1a
Biological process (GO): signal transduction; negative regulation of cell migration
Cellular component (GO): cytoplasm
Molecular function (GO): protein binding
Source: RefSeq, a predicted model, not a curated record
CAGCUGCUGCGUGCUGCAGUCGGCCUGCCCUGUCUGCCUCUGAGCCUGCUGGGAGUUGGAGGGAGAAAGCGUCGAGGGAGAGAACGAGCAAAGGGGGGGAAGUGAGUGUGUGUGUGUUUGUGUGUGUGUGUGUGCGGCUCCCAAACUGGAAAAACCAACACUAAAACACACGCACACGCGCAACAUUCAGGCCGACUCUAAAGCCUUUACGGACGGAUUGUCGGGACAACUUUACAGAGAGCUGUGAAAACACGCAAAGGAGAGCCUGAAAACUUGCGUGAUUGUGUGUGUGUGUUUUUUCUUUCUGCUGUUGCUCCGCGCCGCUUGCUCUCAUACUGAGCGGAUCCGUGUGUCGGAGCAGGAUUGCGCAUUGGCUCUCCAAACAGAAAGAAGAGGAACAAUGAAGAAGUAACCCUUUUCUUUUUGCUUUUUUUUUUUGUGUGCGUGUGUGUGCAGAGUUAUAACCAAAGUGUCAUUUAGUCUCGCGUUUCUUCUCCGUCCUCUCGCGGUGAUUUCCCCCCUCGUCCUGUGCGGGAUGCGUCGGCUGCUGUAGGAUCCGCUUGUUGACGACUAACAAAAAAAAAGAAAAGAAAAGAAGUUUACAACAAGAGUGGGACACGAAGAGGCAGAAAAUGUCCUCACCGAGGUUUAAAAAGGAUAAAGAAAUCAUCGCGGACUACGAGAGCCAAGUGAAAGAGAUCCGGGCCCAGUUGGUGGAGCAGCAGAAAUGCCUGGACCAGCAGACGGAUAUGAGGGUCCAGCUCCUGCAGGACCUGCAGGACUUCUUCAGGAAGAAGGCCGAGAUCGAGAUGGAGUACUCGAGGAACCUGGAGAAGCUGGCCGAGCGCUUCAUGGCCAAGACUCGCAGCACUAAGGACCACCAGCAGUACAAGAAAGACCAGAACCUUCUGUCCCCGGUCAACUGUUGGUACCUGCUGCUGAACCAGGUGAGGAGGGAGAGCAAAGACCACGCCACGCUGAGCGACAUCUACCUCAACAACGUCAUCAUGAGGUUCAUGCAGAUCAGUGAGGACUCCACACGGCUCCUCAAGAAGAGUAAGGAAAUCGCCUUUCAGCUGCAGGAAGACUUAAUGAAGGUCCUCAACGAGCUGUACACAGUAAUGAAGACGUACCACAUGUACCACUCGGAGAGCAUCAGCGCAGAGAGCAAGCUGAAGGAGGCCGAGAAGCAGGAGGAGAAGCAGAUCGGCAGGGGAGACCCCGUCUUCAGCAUCCGCAUGGAGGACAAAUACCAGAGACGCAGCUCGGUGAAGAAGAUCGAGAAGAUGAAGGAGAAGCGUCAAGCCAAGUACUCCGAGAACAAGCUGAAGUCCAUCAAAGCGAGGAACGAGUACCUGCUUACCCUGGAGGCGUCAAACUCCUCUGUGUUCAAAUACUACAUCCACGACCUGUCCGACCUGACAGAUUGCUGUGAUUUGGGAUACCAUGCCAGUCUGAACCGCGCCCUGAGGACCUACCUGUCGGCAGAAUACAACCUGGAGACGUCCCGACACGAGGGUCUGGACAUCAUCGAGAACGCCGUGGACAGUCUGGACCCCCGCAGUGACCGGCAGAGGUUCAUGGAGAUGUACCCGACAGCUUUCUGCCCACCGGCCAAGUUUGAGUUCCAGCCUCACAUGGGAGACGAGGUGUGCCAGAUCUCCGUGCAGCCGCCUGUGAACGGAGAGCUCAUCCUCAGGUUCCAGCAGCUUCAGUCCCGCCUGGCGACUCUGAAGAUUGAGAACGAGGAGAUCAAAAAGACGUCAGAGGCCACCCUGACCACCAUCCAGGACAUGGUGACCAUUGAAGACUACGACGUGUCCGAGUCUUUCCACCACAGCCGGUCCACAGAGUCGGUUAAGUCCACCGUGUCGGAGACGUACCUCAGCAAGCCGAGCAUCGCCAAGAGGAGGGCCAACCAGCAGGAGACGGAGCAGUUCUACUUCAUGAAAUUCCGGGAGUUCCUGGAGGGCAGUAACCUCAUCUCCAAACUGCAGGCCAAACAUGACGUGCUGAAGAGGACGCUGGGUGAAGGCCACAGAGCCGACUACAUGACCACAAGACAUCCUCAUGGGACGUUCAAAACGGGCACGCGGCGGGCUCGACCCCGCUCCGUUUUUAAUGUUAGGUUAUUUAAUGGCAAUCUGGAGUCAUUCAUAAAGGACUCUGGACAGGCAAUCCCACGCGUGGUCGAGAGCUGCAUUCGCUUCAUCAAUCUCUACGGCCUGCAGCAUCAAGGAAUCUUUCGUGUAUCUGGAUCCCAGCUGGAGGUCAACGACAUCAAGAACUCAUUUGAAAGAGGAAACGACCCUCUGACGGACGAGGAGAAUAAUCACGACAUCAACUCGGUGGCCGGCGUUCUCAAACUUUACUUCCGAGGUUUGGAGAAUCCUCUGUUCCCCAAAGAGAGGUUCAACGACCUGCUGGCCUGCAUCAGAAUAGAAAACCUGUACGAGCGAGCGCUGUACAUCCGUAAGAUCCUCCUGACCAUCCCCAGAUCUGUCCUCGUAGUCAUGCGCUACCUCUUCGCCUUCCUCAACCAUCUGUCCCAGUACAGCGACGAGAACAUGAUGGACCCGUACAAUCUGGCCAUUUGCUUCGGCCCCACGCUCAUGCCCACACCGGACAGCCAGGACCAGGUCUCCUGCCAGGCUCACGUCAACGAGAUCGUCAAGACCAUCAUCAUCCACCACGAGACCAUCUUCCCCGACGCCAAAGAGCUGGACGGGCCCGUCUAUGAGAAGUGUAUGGCUGGAGGAGACUACUGUGAGAGUCCCUACAGCGAGCACGGAGUCCUGGAGGAGGUAGACAACGAGGGAGGGACAGAGACGCACACCAGCGAGGACGAGGGUGAGCCCAUUGAAGCCAUUGCCAAGUUUGACUACGUCGGGCGCUCUUCCCGAGAGCUGUCCUUCAAGAAGGGCGCCUCCCUGCUUCUGUACCAGCGGGCGUCGGAGGACUGGUGGGAGGGACGGCACAACGGCAUCGAUGGCCUGGUGCCACACCAGUACAUCGUGGUCCAAGACAUAGACGACAACUUCUCCGACACUCUGAGUCAGAAGGCUGACAGCGAGGCCAGCAGCGGGCACGCCGCGGACGAAAAAUGCUCGGGGAAAGACCUCGGCUCGCCCACUGACCCCAGGAUCUCUGAGGCCUACAUCUCCAGGCACAGGAAAAGAUCAGACCCACCAUCGCGGCGCCCCCCCGCCCGCCCCAGUGAUGUGCACUGCAUGGUGCAUCCCUCUCACGGGGGCACGCCAGAGAUGGGCUCCCCUGUCCUGGGCCACUUCAGUCCACGGGACAUGCUGCGGAGUCGCAACCACAUGCCCAUGGACAGCCCUGAGCGUCGGCGCCGCACGGGCCACGGCAGCCUUUCCAACAUCAGCCGCCACGAGUCGCUGAAGAAGAUGGAGAGCCCCCCGAUCCGCCGCUCUACCUCUUCGGGCCAGUAUCCAUCCUUCAACGACACCCACCACCAUCACCACCACCACGGCGGCAAGCCCCUCGACCCGGAGACCAUCGCACAGGACAUAGAGGAGACGAUGAACACCGCUCUGAAUGAGCUGCGUGAACUGGAGCGGCAGAGCUCAGCCAAGCACGCCCCUGACGUGGUGCUGGACACCCUGGAGCAGCGGCAGACGUCCGGCGGCAGCGGCGGGGGUCCCACGCCCGCCAGCUCCAGCGAGUCCCUCAGCCCCAUCCACGGCGUCAUGCUGAGGUCCACCGCCAACACCGAGCCGCCCAUCCGCCGCAGCACCAGCUCCUCCAGCGAUACCAUGAGCACCUUCAAGCCUGCUGUGGCGCCCCGCAUGGGCGUGCAGCUCAAACCCCCCGCCUUGAGGCCCAAGCCCAUGGUGCUGCCCAAGUCCAGCCAGGCCUCGCAGCCUCAUCCCACAUCUCCUCAGGACCCUCUGGACAAGUCCUGCACUAUGUGACCUGUAAGACAAAGACUCUCCAACAACGUCCAGUCGGCUGCACAGUGCUUCCAUUUUUUUUUUGAUAGACCUACGACAAAUGAGAUCUCAGAGAGUGUAUAAAAACACAUGGACAGGAGGACAUGAUCACAAACUCUGCUAUGAGAGACUGAUGCAGGAUACAGUGAGAGAGAGGGGUCAGUCGGACAAAUCUUCUGUCUCUUUGAUGCAGAGUAAAACUUCAAGUAAAAGCUCAUCCCGAUUAAAGACCCGCUCCUUUUUCAGCAGCCUGGUGUAGAUGCAUGAUUUAACAAACAAAGGCAGCUCUCACUUAGAGGCUCCUCUGAGUUUAGUGCUGAUUAGUUCACUGGACCAAAAAUAAAGAGGAGGAAGCAGCGAGACACUUUAGCAUCUGUCUGAGAAAGACGGAAUAAUACAAGUUUGUGGACAAGUGUGAGGAGAUUAAAGCUCAGCUGGAGAUUGCAGAGUGUGAGCACGGCCUCUCAGAGUCUCCUGCAUGAUGAUCUUUAUAAAGAACUUCAGUGAGCGACAGCAGGGGAGGGGACCACUCUACUGCUUGUUCUGGCUUUAGAGAUGGAAAUAAAUGUUCUUUACAUCCCUCAUAUGAAAUGUUAAAACACUCUGAUGUGUUCACACAGCUCCACAGGUCAGCGCAGCACUCGAUAGGGGUCUCUCUCUCUCUCUCUCCCUCUCUCUCUCUCAUAGUGCAGCAGCUUGACAGAGAUGGGCCGUCUUAAAAAACAUCAAAGAAUAAUUUAGUUUGUUUAUCGAUAUCACAGAUUAGUUUAGGAGUAAGUAAAGGUCCGCCUCGUAUUGACGCCUGUCCUGAGUAAGGUCGGGCUCGUCUCAGAGACUGAAGAUAAGAAAAGCUGUUAAGUGAAGUUUUAUGGCAGGAUAAUAUGAUCCUGCCAUAAAAUAUGAUUUUUUUUUUUUGUUUUUAUGAAUCUAAACAACAAAUCACAAAGGCUUCCUUAUGGGUGUUAGAAAAUGUCCGUGAUUGAGUCGGACGUUGAUGAACUCUGAACUCAACAGGCUGCAUGAGGCUCCUGAGUUCACCACUGAGACCACGACGGACCACAGGGUUGUUGUGUUUAGCUCUUUGAGGGUGUUGUGACCUGCUUUAUUAAGGCCUUAUUGACUUUGAAAUGUAACUGAUUGAACAUGUCGAACUCUUAUUAUGAAGUUGCUGUGAUUACCUGGACAGAACAAGGUUUCUGUUUCUAAACGGUACUUUGUUGAGAGAUAAUAGUACUGAUAUUUUCACUAGCUUGUAAAACUGCAACUUUUUCGUGACACAGCCUGCCGGAAAUGUACAAAGAUCACCUCUGUGCUCGGCUGGAGAUCCUUCCAUUAUGCCUGGAAUGAGAUGUGACUAUUGGAUGAAACCACUACUUCACCAUGAACUGUUUGAACACUUCCAUACUUUAUUGGAUUCCUGCAGCGACGCGUCUCGAUGUAGGGCGGAAACAUACCUGAUAAUAUCGCCUGCCUUGCAUCUGCAGAUCUGACGGGGGUCUACAGUGUGACUGGUUCUGAUGACAAAUCAUCUCAUACCUGCAGUUUAUUCAGCACAUAUGCUAUAUUGUACGUUGUGGAACACAUGCUACAGCCGAACUAACCCAAAGACGUGAUGUGUGUGAGUUAAAGCAUGGAUGUGAAACCCUCCAUAUAUUGACUGAUGUGUACAGACCCUGUGGCAGCGCCCUCUAGAGGUGCUGCAGGUAGCCAUGGACCUGAUGACUGUUAGUGUAAAAGGUUUUAUUCAUGCUGCUUCCUGUGCUUCUUUAUGUCCUCAUUUCCUCUUUUAACAUUCAAGAAGGUGUCAUCGUCGUCUGACUGACACAGAGGCUUUGUCUGCUGAUUUGAUGUGCACCCGUGUAUCAAGAAGGGUUGUCGCGAUAUGAAGAAUUUUAAACUUCUAUAAAAUAAUAGUAAAGAUUGAAUUACAUCCGUGCCUGAUUUGAUACCACAGCAUUGGAAAUAUCAGUCCUAGGUGGCAAACAUCGAGAGAUUUAUUGUUUUUCAUCACCAAAAGAUUGCAGGUGAACUCCUGCACAUUGUCUAAAUUACACAAAUAAGUCCUCAACACAUUUGUGCAAUUAAGACAGUGCUCUCUCUCUUUCUGUCUCUGCAGGUAGUUUGGUCAUUUUCGAUACUGUUGAUCACAGAGAUUGAAUCAUUUUAAAAACCAGACGUAUCGAGAAGCGUCCAGGAGUUUGACCACCUUAGUUUGGAGGUAUUCUCAAACAAUCAUUGAUGAACAGCCUGUACCAGUCAGCGCAAAUGUGUGCAGGUCAUGUGAUUGUUUUUAAUGCUAUUGCUCCCCUUUGUGCAGAGGUUCCAGCUGUGAGUGCGCCCCCUGUCUUUCUCCUUUUGAAUAACAUCUGUGCUGUAGAUAUCAGUGAAGUGGGUGCAUGUUUUGGGAAUGUUCUGCGAGCAUACGAACACAGACUGGUGUGCUGUGAAGAAGAAGCAGAGCUCUCUGACAGCAGGUUUACACGCUCUUUGACUUGACAGAUGUUGUGUGUGUAAUAAUCCAAAAAGAUGAAGAUGAUUUCUGACUCACUAACUUUGUUUAUUUUUGUAAUCCUUUCUGUUGUUUUUGUUUUGUUUGGGCGAUGACUUCAAACGAGAGGCGUCGACUAAAAUCUGCCGAGUUGUAAAAAAAGUAAAGUGUGUUACUGUCACUCUGCUAACAUCAUCACCAGUAGGACUCAGUGUCGCCCCCUGUAGGCUUUACUCUGUGUUGUUCUGUACAUCUGUAGUAUGUACUCGUGAAAGUGCCUUUGAAAAUGUUUUAGAGGAGCUUGAGACGUCCUGUUUAAUUUUCAUGUCUGUUUGAGAGAACGCUGCGCAGGACGGUUACACAUGAGUACGUAAUGACUCCAUUUUCCAAACAGUAACGAGAGAAUUAAUAAUAAACACAUUAACCAUUGUGACAUUGCACUUUCAUGUAUAUACCUGUAUAUAUGGCAUGUAACAUCAUAACAUUUUGAGGGUUUAUACCUCUGAGGAUUUCUUUCUAAUAAAGGAAAUAGUUUGUAGAGUCUCA